Molecule: messenger RNA, 2630 nt
Organism: Bactrocera oleae (olive fruit fly)
Lineage: Eukaryota; Metazoa; Arthropoda; Insecta; Diptera; Tephritidae
Biological process (GO): proteasome localization; nuclear protein quality control by the ubiquitin-proteasome system
Cellular component (GO): nucleus; nuclear membrane
Molecular function (GO): proteasome binding
Source: RefSeq, a predicted model, not a curated record
AUUUGGAUGAUUUCUUACGUACACGUCCACUUCGGGAUACACCAGUUACUUGAAAUUCUUCAAGAGUUUAAUAAUAUUAGUAGCUGAAAUCUGACAGCAAAUUCAAUUUUGAACACUUACCUUUGCUAGCAGUGGUAUUCUGAGGCGUUUCCAUAGCUAUUGGAGCCAAAAUUUGGAUUUUUGAUUUUUUGUGAUUUGUUUUGUUCGUAAUUCGUUGCGUUCUAUUAAGAAAAUUUCGAUAGAAAACAUGUGAAGACAAACAAAAAUAUAGCGCAGGGUUACAUAGAAUACAAUAAUUUUUACUGUAUAAGCAAUUGGGUCGGUUAAUAUAAAACCUAAAUAAGGCAUAUUUUUUACAAUUAUUUUUUUUGCCAACAGCUUUUUCAUCAAAACAGUUUUAUUAUUUCAUGAAAAUUUUAAUUAUUUAUAUAAUAUAAAAGUAUAAAUAUUCAUGAAUAAUCAUAUAUCGGUCUAGUACAUUUUGUGCAACCCUGUAACGGCUGCAAAUUUGCUUAAAUAAUUGGCGCUUUUCCGCAGUUUGGAAGAAAACAAAGGAAAAGGUGUAAGGAAAUUUAAGCGUCUUCAAACGCUUGAAACAUAGAAAAUUGUAAACUCCACCUUUGUGUUAAAUCUGUGCUAAUCGCAAUAUAUAAAUAUUCAUCCUUUCAUUGUGGACUUUCUAAUAACACAAAACAGGAUGACAACGGAGACAACUCCUCAUCAGCAGCACCAACAACAGCAAAUCCGUAUAGCACUCUCGGAAAUUCCGAGCCGCUUGGAAGCUCUGCGUUUCGCAAGUGGAGGUGCUAUAACGCCUACAGCUACACCAAAUCGCCGCAGUCCCAAUGAGCCAACACCAGCAACACUAUUUAAUACACCGCAUCUUCUAGACAAUACUACAAAUGUAGCACUUUCUCAGGAUAACAUCUUAUCGCCAAUGCCCUCACCCGAUGAAAUGAUAAUUCGUCAACGUGGUCGGCGUCGUUUUAACAAUGCUUUAUCGCCUGAUGUAGGAAAUACGCCACUGCGUAUGCCAUUCCAACGUACACCAACAAAAGUACCAUUGAGUACCAGCAUGAUAUUGCGCAGCUCACCCCGUAAGCGUCUCACAAUGGGUAGUACACCGCCGGCGCCUGAACCACCAGUAAUGCCUUCACCAACAAAAGCCAAACAACAAUUAUGGCCACCGGGCACACCAAUGGCGAAAAAAAUACGUCUUGGCGGUGAAGAUGGUAACUGCGGUAAACCAAUUGCACAAAUGAAUGAAGAAACACCUUUACCAGUGUUGUUGCAAGGUAUGUCACAACAACAACUUAUUAAUUUAAUUGUUGGAGAAAUAGUUGCGGGUGACGCAAAAGCCGAGAAGAGUUUUCGUACACGACUGCCUAUGCCGGAUAUAAAUCCAUUAGAGGAGGAGUUGUUACAUGCCAAACGUCAAAUAUUUCGCUCGCUACCAACAUCACGUCUUUGUAAGAAAACCGAUAGUAGCGCUUAUUCACGUGCGUCUCUACAUCUCAGCGAAUUCAAGCGAUUGCUUACCGCACACACCAAACAACUGUAUGACUCGGGCAAUUGGGAUGCAUUGCUGGACUAUGUGACCAUGGCGUGGCCGAUUGUACGCGCCACACCGCAUUGGGAUAGCGCCACGCAUAAUGUGAUCCGUCGUCAAUGCUUCAAACUACUGGCAUGUCAUUGCAUUGCAGCGUUAAAGAACGGUGGACACCGUUUAGGCAUGGCACGUCUACACGAAACCGAACGAAAUUUGCGCGAAUGGACGCGAGACUACGAAGAUGUUCAAUCGUGCUUAAGCGCUUUGAACAAAACGAUUGCGAAAGGGCGCGCAACGCUAUAGUAUAUUCCUAAUAGUUUUACAAUAUGUUAUUGUACGAUUUUUUAACAAAAGACUUAAGAGCAUGAUUUUACAUAAUUUCUGUUUAGUAAUUUUAGAAAUUUUAGAAUUUUAAAGUUGCCAUUAAUUUCAUGUAUUUAAAAUAGUUGGUUAUAGCAAUUUAUUGUGAUCAUAAAGACAAGUGACAAAUACAAUCACAAAUUUAACAAAACCCAAAAUAUACCUACAAACUUUUAUGAAUAUAAGACCAUGUAUUGUUUUUACAUAUAGAUUAGUACGAAAUCACAUUUUUAUAUAUUGGUAUAUUCAAUCAUAUAAUCGCACCAGCUUAGUAUAUGUGUACAUAAUUAGUUGAAAAAAAUUUUACAACAUUUGUUUUUAAUAAAAACCAAUGAUAUAAUUCAUUGUUGUGCAUCUCUUUAAUCAAAAUUACGAACUUACACAUUUAGUCAUUUAUUAGCAGCCAUAUCACAUGCCGGUAGUAUAUUAAGCGUCAGCAAAAUUAGCACAUGUUUACACCUAAAUUCGGUAUUAUUAUUAUUAGUUAUUAUUUUUAAGUUUCAAAAUUUGUAAUAUCAAAUGUUUAUUAUACCAUGUUAGCUCUAGAAAAUAACGAAUAUAUACUCAUUUCUUAUAUUCUGGUAUACUAUUAUAGUUAUAUUUUCUGUGCAAAUCAUGUCAUACUGUUAUUUUAAAUAUGCUUUCACUUAGUAUUAAGCACUUUAUGCAGAGUUUUAUUAAUAUGAAUAUAAUAAAGCGUGUACAUUUUUACAAUUGAAAA